Messenger RNA from Penicillium canescens, 1638 nucleotides. RefSeq lists its product as uncharacterized. The record is from RefSeq and is a predicted model, not a curated record. The transcript is spliced from 5 exons. Gene Ontology annotation, cellular component: membrane. Gene Ontology annotation, molecular function: transmembrane transporter activity. Lineage: Eukaryota; Fungi; Ascomycota; Eurotiomycetes; Eurotiales; Aspergillaceae. Gene Ontology annotation, biological process: transmembrane transport. The coding region runs from base 1 to 1638 and encodes 545 amino acids.
AUGUCCAUGUUACACGCUAUUCACGAGGUGCAUCCAAUAUCCCCAUCUCGUGCACCCAAAAUUGAAGUCAAGCCCAAUGCCCCCGAAACAGAGACACAGCAUGUCCCAGACUCAACGCCCAGGGCGGGUCAGCCGGUCUUUGAAAGAUCCCUGCCUAGUCGAACUACCCAAUCGCGCCGGGUGGCCAUCACUACAUUGCUGGUGCUAGCCAAUGUCGUACAGAUGACCGUUAAUUUCGCUGGCGUUGCUGGGGGCAGCGCCUUGAAUGAAUCAUUAGGUGCUAAAGAUACGUAUGCUUCGUGGAUGGCUGCGAGCUAUGCACUAACUCAAGGAACAUUCGUGCUAGUCAGCGGUCGAUUGGGAGAUGUCUACGGCCAUCGAGAACUCCUCCUCGCCGGCGGCGCCUGGCUGACGAUUUGUACACUCGCCAGUGCCUUCUGCACCAACUUCUUCGCCUUUGUCACCAUGCGGGCUCUCGCCGGUUUGGGAGGUGCCUUCAUCAUGCCUAAUGCAGUAGCCAUGAUCUCCAGUACCAAUCCUCCCGGUCGCGUGCGAAAUGUCAGUUUGGGUUUCUUUGGCGCAUCGGCACCGGUGGGAGGCUACUUUGGGGCCUUGUUCUUGGGAGCUUUCUUGGAGCGGACUGAAUGGAAGUGGUUCUUCAUUUUCAUUGCUUGUCUGGGUGUCGUCACUUUUGCUCCUAUCUGGGCACUGAGUUCGCGUGAACCACCUGUUGACCGGCAUGGUAAAAUUGACUGUAUUGGAUCAGCCUUGGGCACAGGCUCACUGAUUCUGUUCAACUUUGUUUGGAAUCAAGCACCUAGUGUCGGUUGGGCCACUCAUUAUGAGAUCAUUCUCCUGAUUAGUUCGGUGGUCAUGUUCGUCGGUUUCUUGCAUUGGGAAAGAAACUAUGCUGCCCAACCAAUCAUGCCUCUGGAUAUCUUUAAGGCUCCGUCCUUCCUCAUGCUGCUCCUCGUUGUGCUGUUGAACUACAUGGCCGUGGGAACCCUGAUCUGGUACCAGGUCCUAUGGCUGCAAAAGGUGUGGCAUUGGUCUCCCCUCCACUUCGCCGUAGGUUGGACACCGUUUGUGGUCUGUGCGACGGGGGCUGCUUGUCUCGCAGCGUGGAUGAUCCCACGAAUGGCAGCACAAUGGAUUCUCGCCAUCGGCACCAUCACCAUCUUAGUCUCGAAUGCCCUCAUGGCGACGGUGCCACUUCACCAAACUUACUGGGCACAAAUUUUCCCUUCGGUCGUGCUUUUCUCCUUCUGUCCCGACUUUGUGUACACAGCGGCGCAGAUCAUUGCCAGUAACUCGGUCCGACGUAAUCAACAAGGGAUUGCGGGGUCCGUCAUCGGCACACUCAAUCUAUACGGGAACAGUCUCGGUCUGGGGUUCGCUUCCACCAUUGAGGUAGAGAUAGCGCGCCGAUCGGGCAGUCAAAUCAUGGGCUAUCGCGCGGCACUUUUCUUCGGCGUUGCCAUCAGUGCCGUGGCGCUGAUCCUUGAUGUGUGCUUCGUCCGACUUGUCAAGGAUGACCGAGAGGGCUGGCACGAAGAUGAAUUGGCAGAGGGUAUUGAGCUAACCGACCAAGCUGAAGCCACCGGAGUGUAUCUACCGAAUGCAAGUGCGAGCCAUUGA